Messenger RNA from Lemur catta (Ring-tailed lemur), 1534 nucleotides. RefSeq names its product leucine rich repeat containing 72 (gene LRRC72). The coding region runs from base 99 to 995 and encodes 298 amino acids. The record is from RefSeq and is a predicted model, not a curated record. Gene Ontology annotation, molecular function: protein binding. The transcript has 9 exons. NCBI's taxonomy places the organism in Eukaryota, Metazoa, Chordata, Mammalia, Primates, Lemuridae.
CCAAGUUGGGGACGUCCGUGGGGCUGGUUAUCUGUGCCGCCCGCCACCCGUGUCUCGGAGACCCGCGCCCUCUGCCCCGCGCCUUCCCGCGCUUGAGCAUGCUUACGGCACCCAAGGCUGGCAUACCGAGUGCUCGCCGGAUGUUAUUGUUAUUGACUGCAAAUGCCUCCGUAGUUUUGCUCAUUGGAAUGUGGUUUGACAGAUUAAUUAUAUGUUAUCAGGCAGUUGAAGAUCAGUUAAAGAUAUGUGGCCACAAGAGGGAUGCUGAUGUCUUUGAGCUGUUCCUUUCUAAAAAGGAAUUGACAGAGGUCAUUGAUCUUUCUAGGUUUAAAAACUUAAAAUACUUAUGGCUUCAUCAUAACAAGCUCCACGGAAUAACAUUUCUAACCAGAAACUAUUGUCUGGCAGAACUAUAUCUAAACAACAAUGCAAUAUUUGACCUAGAAGGCCUGCGUUGUCUGCCUUCAUUGCAUAUACUCAUGCUACACCACAACGAGUUAACAAACAUUGAUGCAACAGUGAAGGAAUUAAAGGGAAUGCUAAAUCUGAAGACCCUAACUCUAUACCAAAACCCUUUGUGUCAGUAUAACCUGUACCGUUUAUAUGUAAUCUACCACCUUCCAGGAGUGGAGCUGCUUGACCGAAAUCAAGUUACAGAAAAAGAAAGAAGAUCAAUGAUUACCAUUUUUAACCAUAAAAAGGCUCAUAUCAUUCAAUCAAUAGCAUUCAGAGGAAAAGUAGAUGCCUCAUGGAAUCCUAGAUCACCAUUUAAGAAAAAACCAGCCCAGAAAGUACCUUCAGAUUUUGCAUUUGCAAAUAAUGUAGACAAAAUUGUGUUUGCUAAUCCAGAAGAUGCUGUUUUUGUAAGGUCGAUGAAGAGAUCAGUGAUGACUAUGACCUCUCUGAACUGGGAUACGGUUCCAACACGAGAGGAAAAGUACCUCGAAGAGAAACGCACUGAACCUGCUCAAAUGCUCAGAGUGACACUGAGAUGACCCUUGGUAUUUCUAGAAAUCCUAAUGGUUUUCAGUUGCAUAUUAAAAUUCCCUGUGGCUUAGCAUAUUAUAUAUUUAUCAUGAUCUUGUUAGAAACAUUUAAAUGGAAACAGAAACACCAAUAAUGGAAAAUAAUUUUUAUAUUUUAGGCUCUUUAAUGUAAAGUUGUUGUUGAAGUAAAACAUAUAUAUAGAAAUGUACAGAAAUCAUGAGUGUUUAGCUCAACAAAUUUUCGAAAAAUGAACAUGUUCACAUAAUCAGCAUCCUAGAUCAAGAAAUAGAACAUUACCAGGACUCUAAAAGCCUCUUCGUUCCUGUUACCAGUCACUGCCCACCCUUCCAAAGUAAUCAUUGUCCUGAUUUCUAGACCAUAAAUUGUGCCUGAUUUUGAAAGGCAUGUAAAUGAAUUCAUAGAAGAUGAAUAUUUUGUGUCUAGCUUCUUUCACUCGACAUUGUAAGAUUUGUUCACGUCGCUAGUAGCAAUAAUUCUGUCAUUCUCACUGCUGUAUAGUAUUCCAUUGUAUGACUAUAACACAAUU